Messenger RNA from Drosophila serrata, 1583 nucleotides. RefSeq lists its product as uncharacterized. NCBI's taxonomy places the organism in Eukaryota, Metazoa, Arthropoda, Insecta, Diptera, Drosophilidae. The record is from RefSeq and is a predicted model, not a curated record.
ACGAAGCCAAGCAACCGCUUUGUUGCUAGACAACAAUCGAAAUUCCCCGAAACAAACUGGGCUCGCCUUAGCUUUAUCGAUACUCUGACUCUCUGACCCCGGCAGACGUACCUGACCCCCAGGAGCAACCAUGUCUAUAUAUCGGCGUGCCUCCAUGACCGCCCGGCAGCGGCAAACGCGGGCCGGUCGGAUGACCCGGUACUCGAUCUUCACGAUGAAGCGACCCUUCACCUUCCAGGUGCGCAAGUCCCUGGUGGAGUAUGUGGACAUCGAGUUAGCAGAUAUGGAUACAUCGGUGUUCUACCAGCGUAUCUUUAUCCUGGCCAAGAACGCCCAUUUAACGCCGGAGGAGACAGAGCCAGAGGUGGAACCAGAACCCGUUCAGGCCGACCAGUCAGAGGGCGUUUCAACAGUUCAUCCAACGCUCGAGUUCAAGGAGGAUAUGAUCAUACCCAUGGACGAUGUUUCGCUCAGCCAGGAAGAGGCUGAGGAGGAGGCAAGUGUGGAAGUUCCGUCAGAGAUGGCUAGAACCUCUGCUGACCCAGAUCAGGAAGUUUUAACCCACACGUUUCGAUUCAGUGGGUUUGAAACUGCCGAGGAGGAGUUCAUCGGCGAUGAAGAUGAUAGAAUGACUGUAGUAUCCACAGAAGUCAAGCCGAAGGACUUCUUCGACGUCUUUAGUGAUGUUCUAAAGCAAUUGCAUAAGCAGUGCAAGGAGGUGGCCAUCACACCGGAUCCCAUGUGCGGCCUGUAUAUGUAUAUGGGCGACUACAGCCUCCUGAUGCUGGAGAGCUCCGAGGAUAUGAUAGGUUGCUUCACCAAGGCUUUGCUCGAGUGCUGCGAUACCUACUGGGUGACAAAUCGUGUCUUCCAGAUCGAGGAUCAUAUUACGGAGCUGUAUACCAACGAGCUCAUCUUUCGCCGCAUGCCGGCCGUCUUUCUCAACGAGAAGUUUCCCACCUCAACGCCCACAGACGAGUACCUGAUGGGUAAGCAGCAUCUGAUUAUCAAGGACAAGCUCCACACCAUUUGCCGCAUGCUCUUGGAGCAGGUCGAUCAGGGGGAUCAAUCGGAAAUGGACGGAGACUCCACACGCGAGAGUCUGGAUGAUGAGGAAGAUUUUGAACAGACGAAAAGUAAGACAAAGUCAUUGUUAAUCGAUCAGGUGCCGAUUGAUUUAUACCGUAAGCAUUUACCCGAGAUCCAGCGGAUCGAACUGGUGCUAGCUUCCACGAGAUUCUACUAUGAACUGGAUGACUUUGCCAAGCUCUAUGGCCAGGUACCCUUUGCCCGGGACGAGGAGGGUCACUUCUGGCCCAUACAAAACAAUUACACACCGCCUCAUAUCUUCCGGCGCACACCGUAUGACAUUAACCUUACCUUUGCGGACUAUGCCUCGGCUGCCACUAGGAAAAGGACAUUGAGCUUGGUGUCGGAAAAUUCUGGAGGAGAAGAUGGCGCCGAGGAGGAGGGAGCGGCCAAGGACGACGGAGCGGCAAAGGGUGAGGGAGCGGCCGCGGAGGAGGCACCUCCGAAAGGCGAUUGAGUAACUCUACGAAUAUCUUGUUUCAUUUCAAUUUGUA